Messenger RNA from Sinocyclocheilus anshuiensis, 1421 nucleotides. Its product is annotated as E3 ubiquitin-protein ligase RNF5-like. The transcript has 3 exons. Bases 44 to 367 code for a protein of 107 amino acids. NCBI's taxonomy places the organism in Eukaryota, Metazoa, Chordata, Actinopteri, Cypriniformes, Cyprinidae. The record is from RefSeq and is a predicted model, not a curated record.
CUUAAAAUUGUAUCUUCAACUUGAUGGUUUUACUUAUUUUAAAAUGAUGAGAAAUGUCUCAUUUGUGUCUGCGUGUUACAGAUUGAAAACACCACCACGACCUCAGGGUCAAAGGACAGAACCAGAGAGCAGAGGAGUGUUUCAGGGUUUUGGUGACACAGGGUUUCACAUGUCUUUUGGAAUCGGGGCUUUUCCGUUUGGUUUUUUCACCACAGUCUUUAACACCAACGAUCCUUUUCAAAGACGAGAUCCUCAUUACGGAGGAGAUCAUCAAGCCGACGGCAACCCCAACAACGGCAACAACUGGCAGGACUCGCUCUUCCUCUUCCUGGCCAUCAUCUUCUUCUUCUGGAUGCUGAGCGUGUGACGCCUGCGAUUGAAGCGACAAGAUCAGCUGUCUGUGUCUCAUAUACACACACACUCACAUACACACAUCAGUGUUGAGAGAGACAGUAUUAAUGAUUAAACACUACAGGAGCUGAUGAAGCAGCUCGCAAAACACAGCAUAUUUCACCUCAAAAUCAAUACAAACGCAAUGAGAAAUUAUUGUGCAUAAAGGUUUUUGUUUUUUUUCGACCCUGAAACUAUUCUCAAUGGACCUGCAUUCUAAAAUUAUUUUCAGGAUGAUUAAACGCAUUUAAUGUCAAAUUCUCAUUGCUUUAAUGAAGUGUCGUAACUAAUUAAUUGUCAUGAAAAGAAUGUCACAUGCAAUGAAUGCAUACAAUUUGAAUAGUUAUAAAAAUAGCCAUAAAAUUAAGAAAUGGAAUGAAAAAAUUACUAUAAAUGAAACUGAAAAUUGUUUGAAACUGAAAUGGAAACUUCUUUCUGGAAUUAUUUUCUUGACAUUUAAACGUAUUUAUUCCCAAAAUUCUUAUUUCCGUAAGUUGAGAUGUCUCUCUUAUUACUAUGCCAUACAUUUUUGUUGUAUUACAGUAAUAGUAAUUGUGAGGAGGAAAUGUUUAAGUAUUUAAGUCAUGGUAAAAAAUAUCACAAUAUAUUAAUAAUGUAUUUUCUUUUUUGGGGUGAAAUAUUACCUAGACAGGUUUCAUAAGACAGGUUUCAUGAGAUUCACCAAAUUUUAUGCUCACAAAUUUCUGUGGCUUUUCAUUUUCAUGCCAAAGAAUUUCUGAAAUGAGAGACAUGAAGACAGAUGUGAUUUAUGUAGGAUUUAUUUCAUUACUCCUGAAAGUGUUUUAAGGCUGUGUCACUGCGUUUGGACGAUCUUCACUGCACACGAUGAGGGACGUUUCACUUAUUCAGAUCCUUAAAUCUGCCUGAGGAAUUAAAACACAAGUCAAUAUCAUACUUGUGUAAUAAAAGGGUGAAUCUCAUGAAUCAUGUCCUGGUCACAUUUUAUUCCAAAAUCAAAAGAAAAAAUUCUUAAGCUUAUUAUUCUUAUUUUAGGACCUUUGCAAUUUUAA